AUGGAGCUGCUCUGCUGUAGGAUGGAGCUGCUGUCCUACUUCUGCUGUAGGAUGGAGCUGCUGUCCUACUUCUGCUGUAGGAUGGAGCUGCUGUCCUACUUCUGCUGUCCUACUUCUGCUGUAGGAUGGAGCUGCUGUCCUUCUGCUGUGGAGGAUGGAGCUGCUGUCCUACUGCUGCUGAUGGAGCUGCUGUCCUACUUCUGCUGUAGGAUGGAGCUGUCCUACUUCUGCUGUAGGAUGGAGCUGCUGUCCUACUUCUGCUGUAGGAUGGAGCUGCUGUCCUACUUCUGCUGUAGGAUGGAGCUGCUGUCCUACUUCUGCUGUAGGAUGGAGCUGCUGUCCUACUGUGCUGAUGGAGCUGUGUCCUACUUCUGCUGUAGGAUGGAGCUGCUGUCCUACUUCUGCUGUAGGAUGGAGCUGCUGUCCUACUGCUGUAGGAUGGAGCUGCUGUAG
Molecule: messenger RNA, 453 nt
Organism: Oncorhynchus masou masou (cherry salmon)
Lineage: Eukaryota; Metazoa; Chordata; Actinopteri; Salmoniformes; Salmonidae
Product: keratin-associated protein 4-4-like
Exons: 3
Coding region: 1-453 (150 amino acids)
Source: RefSeq, a predicted model, not a curated record